Messenger RNA from Durusdinium trenchii, 789 nucleotides. NCBI's taxonomy places the organism in Eukaryota, Dinophyceae, Suessiales, Symbiodiniaceae. The record is from the annotation of a GenBank genome assembly.
AUGGGUGCGCAAUGCUCAUGUCAGGCCGUGCCAGAGGCAGACUACACAGAUGAGCUGCCCGUUUCGCCUCUGAAGGAAUUUUACGUUUCUUCUACCGCCGAAUGUUCGAGUGAGGAUGUUUUUGCAGUCCACACUCCUGGUUCCACCAGUGUCCCGAGUGAUGAGUGCAGUUGCGGCAAUUUUUCCAAAGAGUCGGGCUUCAAGGAAACAGAUUCCCAAGAGGACCUCCUGUUUCGAGGUCAAAGUGUCCGGAGCUACCGCAGUUAUCACUUGGCCGGUCUUCCGGGCGAUGACGGUCUGUCAGAGGCCUCCAAAUCAUCGCUGACCCGACUGCAAGCGCUGGUGGAACGCGCCGACUUCCUGGCUGCAGAGGCAGAGUUAACAAGUUUGAUGGAAUCAUUGGUGGAUCCUGCCAGCGCCGACGAGCGGGCGAUCAUCUCCGCUUCGCCGUUGGUGAUGCACAUCAAAGAUGAGCUGCGGCUGUACCGUGAGGUGGGGCAGCAGUGUUGUCACUUCAAUGAGCCUGAUAGCUUUGUGGUGUACGCAAAUGAGCACUUGCACCAGAGCAUCCGUGGAAGCUUCGACCGUCACAACCCACGCGUCUUCCACUAUCACUUGCGCAUGGUCUUCCCGCUUCAGCUAGCGCACGUCUUCAGCGUGGCUUUCGAGGAGGAGCUGUCCACUGAAUGGAACAGUGCGCGAUCGUGCAAGGGAUGGCAGGAUCUUUGGGAGAGCCAACAGCUUUGGCUCAUGAAGGCCAAGCCACAAGCUGACAGAGGAAGCCAGUGA